GAAAGCGCUACCUCGAUUCAGGAGGGACGUUAUCCGAUCUUCCUGUAACGACAAGAAGGAGGCUGCUUCAAGCUCAGUCGUCUGUCUCCGCGCCUACCGACGCAGCGUCUGUCGAUCUGACGACCAGCAGGAAUCAAACCGACUCCGACGAUGGCCCGGCAAACGACGUGUCAAAGCAAAUUGAUGAACGAGACGAUGGCACAGGCACAGAAGACACUGCUGAACCCGACCACGUUCAGGACACUGCUGAACCUGACUACGUUCAGGAUGCAGACGAGCUUAGUGCCGACGACUUACUGGUGUUGGUGAUGAACUUCGUCAUUGAGUUUGGACUGUCAUGGAAAGCAGCAGAAGCUCUCCAGAAGUUGUUAAUGCAAGUUCUACAAAGAAGUGACCUACCAGCAUCAAAGUUUCUUUUCAAGAAAAGCAUGGGUGUUAGCGUAGAGGCAGCGAAAUUUCACUUUACUGCAAGGAGUGCAUGAUACUUCUUGCGGAAACAUCCGGCAGCCUACGUGAAAGGAAUGCAGUUGAGGGUGUCUGUCCGAGCUGCAGUGAGGAGUAUAGCGGCAAGAAAAUGCUGCUUGAUGGACACUUUUUUUUGAGCUUGCCGAUUCAGCAGCAACUUUCAUCAUUCCUUGCAGCGAAGGAUAUUUCUUCUGCCAUCUUCGAACGGCUGAAAAGCAUAGAGAGGAGUCGGCAGAGCGUCACGGGUGAAAUGUCUGACAUCAGUGAAGGAAAUGAAUAUAAAGCUUUGCGGCAGAGACUGGGCAAGCAUGACCUAACACUGACUAUCAGCUCUGAUGGCAGCCCUGUGUUUAAGUCGUCGAAGUACUCAGUAUGGCCAGUGCAAGUGAUGGUAAACGAGCUGCCACCACAUCUCCGUCACAAGAAUGUGCUAGUGGCUAUGCUUUGGUACGGACAAACACACCCGGAGAUGACAUUGCUGCUCAACAGAUUUGUACUCCAAAUAAGAGAAUGUGCACCUCAUGGUUUGACCUGGAAGGCUGGCACGACCAUCAUUCAGUCACAGAUUUGCUGCUUCAGCUGCUGUGCUGAUGCCCCUGCCAGGGCAUUGAUGCAAAAUAUGGUUCAAUUUAAUGGAUACUUUGGUUGUGGUUGGUGCUUACACAAAGGAACCCAUGUUGACGGUGAGUAACUUUCUUUGUAACAGACAUGGUAAUAAUAAUCUGAAAGUAAGGUCUGUUUUUGCAAAAAUAUAAUUUUUGUACCUCUAAAAUGACUAUGAAUGUGGAAGCCUAUGAGGCGUGCUGAUUUUGGCAGCAUGUAAAGCGUGGUGUUUAUUAAGGUUGAGCGAGUUACUAAGUUUGCUAAAUAUUUUGCCUCUAUUUGCAGAGGUUGGUAAAUGACAUUUUGGUACCCAGAAUUUUUCUCUUUAUUGUUAUUCUGUAAGCUUUUUUCCUGCAGUUACCAGUUUCUUGCUAAAAAUUUGAUUACGUUAUCUAAUAUUGACUUACGUUAUUGAAUGUAAAUUUAUUUUUGCCUUUGUAAACAGGAGCUGUAAAGCACACCAUUGAAGAGCCGGCAAAGGAGAGAAGCCACGACAAAAUGGUGAAGCAUAUGAAAAAGGCAGCACUGCUAUGCACGGCUGUGAAGGGCGUGAAAGGUCCCACACCCUUAAUGAACCUUCCAAAUUUUAAUCUAGUUUGGGGGUUCACCCCCGAUUACAUGCACUGUGUGCUGCUUGGUGUCACACGGCAAAUCACUGAAUUGUACUUGUCGAAAGUAGGCGAGAAAUUUUAUAUUGGUGAUCCAAGCCACCUGAACUUGCUCAAUGAGCGACUUUGCAGUAUGAAGCCACCUGCCCAUUUUCACCGGCUGCAACGCUCACUUUCAUUAAGAAGGUUCUGGAAGGCGAGUGAGUGGCAACAAUGGCUGCUGUUCUUUGCAAUGCCAUGUAUGGAUGGAGUCUUGGAUGCCAAGUAUUUAAACCACUUCGCUUUACUCGUUAGAGGUGUCUCACUGCUCCUUCAAGAUACAGUCAGUAGUGAAGAUGUUGCUGCAAGUACAGAUUCUCUGGUGAAGUUUGUAGUUGAUGUUCAAUUCCUUUUUGGUGAAGCAGAAAUGACAUAUAAUGUGCAUCAACUUCUGCAUUUGCCUAAAAGUGUCGCACAGCAGGGCCCACUUUGGGCACACUCAUGCUUUGCAUUCGAGUCAAACCUUGGACAAAUAAAGGAACUUGUAACAUCUGCGAAAGGUGUUCCCCUCCAAAUUGUGGAGCGGCUAAUGAUGAAAAGCUCAUUUGCCAGUCUGAAGGCUUUGGCCAGUGCUAAAGUUCAGACACUCCUGAGCAAGAAUAAUGGCCUGCACCAGGAACGUUUUGGUCCACUUGGCAAGCCACGCGCAGCUCCUCAACCACUUUUGGAGCUUGUCCAAAACAAAAUUGGCCAUAUUGUUAGUGGUCCUGUAGUGGAGCACGAUAGAGUUGCAUUGUCUCGGUACAUUCUUCAUAGUGAGCAGUAUGCAAGGCCGAACAAAACUGACUCCACAGCUGCAAUCACUCCUCUCGGAAAAUGUUUUAAGAUUGCUCAUUUGCUCUCGUUUAAGGAUAUAGUAGGUCGAGUGCGAGUCUUUGCAGUAUCAUACAAAUUUUUAACAAGCACGGCCUAUCGUACUGCACAUAUUAUGAAGGCUGAAAGGGUCUAUUCAAGAAACCUUGUUGAAAUAGAACCUGGUAUUGUUCCAUGUGUCUACAUGGAAGUUGGAUCACAAUUUUUUUUGUAUCGCUUCCUUUCAAGGCUUUGUUUUGAAUUUUUUGUGAAUUUUGUGUAACUUUGCUUUUUACUGAAAGGUUUUUGCUUUACUAGAAUUGUAAAAUAUAUUUUCUUUAAAAAAUUAUACAAUUAUUUCUUGUUCCUGUUUAUGUAGUUAUGACAUUGUAGAAAUUGUUUUGUUACUUUUUCUGCUUAUUUGUACCUGUUUAUUUUUACCUCUCAUUCUAAUUUUUUAUCUACUGCUCAUGACUAGCCUAUCCUGGAGAUAAUGCAGUGAUGUAAGUGUUGCUCCAAAAGACAAAUGCCGCUGCAUGCUGCCCCAAACUGUCAUUUUAGUAACUGCUCUGAAACGGGGCUGGGAAAUUCGAUCUCAUACUGAUUACCAACUACUGCUGUGGCUACUGUGAUAUGUGACUGAUUAUAUUUACAUUGUGAUGCUUAGCUUUACCAGUUUGAUCUCAUUUGUGCCACAAGUACUGGCAUUUUAAAUAUAUAGCU
Messenger RNA from Dermacentor silvarum, 3230 nucleotides. RefSeq lists its product as uncharacterized. NCBI's taxonomy places the organism in Eukaryota, Metazoa, Arthropoda, Arachnida, Ixodida, Ixodidae. The record is from RefSeq and is a predicted model, not a curated record. The coding region runs from base 1567 to 2790 and encodes 407 amino acids. The transcript has 2 exons.